This is a messenger RNA of Leucoraja erinaceus (little skate), 8211 nucleotides long. It is a transcript of the gene ccdc57, whose product is annotated as coiled-coil domain containing 57. The coding region runs from base 3032 to 6103 and encodes 1023 amino acids. The record is from RefSeq and is a predicted model, not a curated record. NCBI's taxonomy places the organism in Eukaryota, Metazoa, Chordata, Chondrichthyes, Rajiformes, Rajidae. The transcript has 20 exons.
GAAAUGAAUCUACCAGUACAUAGAAACAUAGAAAAUAGGUGCAGGAGCAGGCCAUUCGGCCUUUCAAGCCAGCACCGCCAUUCAAUAUGAUCACGGCUGAUCAUCCAGAAUCAGUACCCCAUUCCGGCUUUGGGAUGGGGGAGUGAUCUGGUCGAAUGAUCUGGAGUUACCGAGAGAAACCCACUUGGAGAAGCUGCCAACUCCACGUAGACAGCAUGAGGUCAGUAUUGAACUUGCAGCACUAAUGUUGUGCCACCAUAGGUCACUAUGAGAGAAAAUAAGUUGUUAAGGUUUAUUAUUGUCACAUGCUAAGGUACAGCAAAAAGCUUUGUUUUUGCAUGCUAUUCAAUCACAUCAGGUAAUACUAUACAUAAAUACCAUCAUCAAACUCAAGUACAAUAGGUAGAGCAAAGGACAGUAGUACUUUGGGGUAAUUUGCUAUGUCUAAUCAUGCAGCUGCUUUACCAAUGACCAUCCUUCUAUCAUCAGGUCAGAGAUGAGAUGUUUUGUGGCACUUGCACCAUUGAUCCGCUCACAUUGCCUCAGACAGUAAACCAAUCCACAUCUCCAUGUAGCAAGAUAAUAUUCAGGCAUGAUCUGGAAAUAUUAGGUAACAUUUCUGUUCAAAACGUGCCAGUUCUCUGAUCCUUCAACAAGAGAGAAUCUCAUUACCUUGACAGUCGGAGGCAUUACCAUCAAAAUGUCCUCCCCACCACUAUUGACAUCCUAGGAAUUACCAGUGCUCAAUAGUUCAACCAGAUCAGCUGUUUAAAUCCUGUCGCUGCAGAAAUAGGUCAGAGGCUCGACAUCCUGCUGCAAGUGACUUGCCCCCUGACACGGUCUGCAAGACUUUGCUUGGCUGGCAGUGAGGGAAUGCUCGCUCCCCUGCAGAUCACUCCUGCACAGCCAGAGUUUCACUCUUAACACAAGCUGCCCUCAAGAUGGCCGCAGUGUGGAUGAGGUUAUCGUCAAUCUCUUCAUGACUGUGGGUGAAGCCAAGAAGGCAAUUCUUCCCAAGCAACUGCCCAUCAGAGAACUCUGUGAUCUUUGCUCUGAUCCCACAGGCGUCCUCAGAUAAACAUCAACUGGUGCUGGGAGGCUAUCUACCUGAUGAAAGAUGCACUCUUGCCGUGCGUGCAACUUGUUUGUUGCACAAUGUAAGGAGAAGCCUUCAUGUAAAUGCUGUCAACCAGAUAUUCCCAGGUGCGGAUGAAUAUGCUGAGGGGUAUACUGGUGUUCAGUGCAACAAAUGCAAAGGCUUUUUGGGGUUGGACCAAAGUCCAGGAUCCUGCUGCCACCUGGACACUGAGGGGCAGGGUCCUUCACAGCGGCCUCUACGGCACUUCAUGGGUAUAUUGUUUAGGAGGAAAUAUGAGUGAUUUGCUACAUUGUGAUACAAAAUGUGUUUAUUUUAUAGUUCAAUGAAAGAAAGGAGUGUGCCGAUUUGUACUUCCUGUAAAUUAUGAAAUUAAAAUAAAAUUGUAUGGUACAAGUUGGAGCAGGAUAGUCUGCAUUUGUCUUCUUAACAUAGAAACAUAGAAAAUAGGUGCAGGAGGAAGCUAUUCUGCCCUUCGAGCCAGCACCGUCAUGGCCGAUCAUCCAAAAUCAGUACCCCGUUCCUGCUUUCUCCCCAUAUCCCUUGAUUCUGUUAGCCCUAAGAGCUCUAUCUAAAUCUCUCCUGAAAACAUCCAGUGAAUUGGCCUCCACUGCCUUCUGUGGCAGAGAAUUUCACAGAUUCACAACUCUUUGGGUGAAAAGGUUUUUCCUCAUCUCAGCCUAAAUUUUUUUGUUUUUGCAUAAGUUUUGCAUAAGCCUUUGCAUAAGUUUUUUUGGCCUUCCAUCACAGCAAUGUGAUGGAUGUUUAUGUAAAUUAUGUUGUGUCUUGGGUCUAUUUGUUUGUAAUGUAUGGCUGCAGAAACGGCAUUUCGUUUGGACCUCAAGGGGUCCAAAUGACAAUUAAAUUGAAUCUUGAAUUGAAUCUUGAAUCUUGAAUCUUAAAUGGCCUACCCCUUAUUCAUACAUUGUAACCUCUGGUUCCGGACUCCCCCAACAUUGGGAACAUUGUUCCUGCAUCUAGCCUGUUCAAUCCCUUUAGAAUGUUAUAUGUUUCUAUAAGAUAACCUCUCAUCCUUCUAAAUUCCAGCAAAUACAAGCCCAGUAGAUCCAUUAUUUCAUCAUAUGUCAGUCCCGCCAUCCUGGGAAUUAACCUGGUGAACCUACACUGCACUCCCUCAAUAGCAAGAAUUUGGGAGACCAAAACUGCACACAAUACUCCAGUUGUGGCCUCACCAGGGCCCUGUACGACUGCAGUAGGACCUCCUUGCUCCAAACUCAAAUCCUCUCGCUAUGAAGACCAACAUGCCAUUUGCUUACUUUCUGUGACUGAUGUACAAAGACACCCAAGUCUUGCUGCACUUUCCCUUUUCCUAAUCUGACACCAUUCAGAUAACAAUCUGCCUUCUUGUUCUUGCCACCAAAGUGGAUAACCUCAGAUGCCAUGCAUCUGCCCACUCAUCCAACGUAUCCAAGUCACCCUGCAGCCUCAUAGCAUCCUCCUCGCAGCUCACCCUGCCACCCAGCUUUGUGUCAUCUGCCAACCUGGAGAUGUUACAUUUAACAUUUAACAACAUUCUGAAGAAAGCAACCUGCUUGUUUGGCAUUCCAUGCACUAUCCUAACCUUUCAUCUACUCCAUCACAAAAUAAAUGAUUAUGCCAUACACCCUUAGAUCUGCUCCAAUAGCCAAUAUUGGCUUUUGGUAACAUCCAGACAUUUCUGGUGGGAAAUUUGGUGCAGAUAAUGCCAUUGAAUACCAAGGGAUGUGUUUAGUAUCUGUCUUGAGAGCACUUUCUGGCCUAGUGACCCUUGCAACUUUUCAGUUCAAGCCUAGAUUUUACCCGCUGCAUGCAAGCAUGUUCUUUAUCUAAAGAACCAUGAACACAAUCAUUUGGAUCCCUACAUCUGACCUUAUGAUGGAAAAAAGGCUGAAGAUAGAUAAGCCUAUGAACACACCCUGAGUGCUACGGCUGAAAAUGCUUCAGGAAAAUGAUAGACUUGACGAACUUCUUGCUCAGAAGGAGCAGGAAUGGAAAGGCUUGCAAACACAACGCAUCCAAUCAUUGGUUGCUGCACUUCAAGAUUCACAAACAAAAUUCAAAGAAGAAAAAGAAAAGUUUAACAUCCUGAAAGAGGACUUUAUGUUCAACCUAAAAGUACUGGAGGAGCGAGACCAAGAUUUGGAACGGUACGAUGCAAUGUUUGCUCAAUUAAAGGUAACAGAAAGUUGUAAGCAAGCGGAAAUCAGUGAGCUGCAAAUUCAGAUUGACAAGUUGCAAAAUAUAGUUGCGAAUGAGUCAAGGACACGGGAGGAACUGCAGUUUCAGUACCAGCGGCAAUUAAAGACACAUCAACUGGAAAUUGAGAAGAUUCGCAGUUCAAAAGACUCCAAAAUUAAUGGUCAUCAGGAGAAGUAUAGGAAACUAACCCAGGAGCUCGAACGCAAAGUGCGAGAAGUGGAGGGACAGCUUGCUUUGCAAAAACAGGAGUUGUUCGCAGAAUUUGAUGCCGAGAUGAGACAUCGAGAGCAUGACUUCACACUUCGAAGAGAUGAAAUGAAUAACCUGGUGCUCAGCAGUAAGCUGAAGGUGAAACUUCUGUCAAAAGAGUUGGAACUCCUGAGGGAGGCGGGGAUAAAGGCUGCAGAAUCACUUCAUGUGGCAGAGAAAACAAACCAUCAAAUGUCAAAACAACUUCAAAGAAAAGAAUUUGAAUUAAAAGAUGUAGAAGCCUUAAAAGAAGCCAGGAUAAAAGAACUCGAGGACAAAGUCAAUUGCAUGGAAAUUAACUUGAAAAACGAAGAAGAAAUGUUCCAACGCAAACAUUCUGAACUAGAUCGCCUUGCUCGCGAGAGAGAUGCAAAGCUCGCUACUGCAAAGCUAGUACACGCAGAACAGAUCAGGGAACUGAACCACAAGAUGCGGGAAUUGCAGAUAGGCUUAGAGACGUUUGAAGCGGAGAAACGACGAAUGGAAUGGAGCCAUGCAGAUGCCACAAAGGAGAAGGAGGAUGAAAUUGAAAAGUUGCGUGGAGAGCUUUCGACAAUGAAAGUUGGUUGGGAUGGUCACAUCGCACAGAUCUCCAAGGAGACUGUUGCCAAGGACAUACAAAUUAAAAUGUUGCAGGACCAGGAUUCCAAGCUGAGGGCUGAGAUGGCAAGGCACAAAGAGGACGUGGAAAAGUAUAAGCAGCAACUUGUCCAAGCAGCAGAGAGGGAGCGGAGUCUGGAGCAAAUGAAAGUACAAGCAGAGCUAGAUUGGCAGCAACGCUGUGAGGAGAUAGAAAGAAGUCAAUACUUGAAGUCGGAAGAACUUAUCCAAACCCUGAGCCAAGCACGGAACCAGAUUACAGCAGAACUCCAGGAAAAAGAGCGCAAACUACAGGAGGUGGAGACAUUGGUUCGGGCACUGACGCUAGAAAGAGACCAUGCAAUAGCUGUACUGCAGAAGCAUGGUGUUUUACCAGAACGGGAUUCUCAGGUUGCAGAACCUGUGAGACGAGACAGAGAUGAUGAUGGUUUCCCCUCGGAUAUCAUUCAGAACCUCCAACAGCAGAACUUAAACCUGCGAACAGUCAUCACCCAGAUGAGGAAGGAGAUGGAAAACCUGAGCGAGCAAAUCCCUGCCAGUCAAUCCACAGGCAAACUACUUGAUGACUCGGGAUCACUCAGGAGCCCCAAAGAAUCACCUAAAGCUGUCAUAACCCCAGAAUAUACAAAAUCUCUGGAAGGUGAAGUUCAUGAACUGAAGCAGAAGUGCAGAAAGUUGGAAGAACAACUGGAGGACACUUCAAGAGCUUCAGGCAAGAUCAAGAGUCAGCCUUCAGGCCUCCCAGUUACUGCAGACAAUGCCUAUCUCCAAAACCACACACGCACUUUAAACGAGACUAUAGGUGGCCUUCGUGCUGAAAAGAUCUCAAUAGCUGCUACGGCUAAGAAGUAUGAAGCCAGGAUUGUGCAUUUAGAUUCCAUGGUAACACAGCUCACACAACAGACACGUCAGAAGCAAGUUGAAAUCGACCAACUACGAUAUGAAUUAACCAGUCAGCAACAGAGGACCGGGUCCGAGAUGUUAAGACUAAAUGAACGAAUUGCUGAAUUGGAGUUACAAUUGACGGAAACACGCAGAGAGGCAGAUGAGUACUUCAAGGGUAACCUUCAGCAAAACCUGGAAACUGUUGCUUUAGGCAAUGAGGUAUCGGCUCUGAAGCUGGACUUGAUGAGUGGCCAUGUCCCAGUGGUUGUCGAACAGGAUGAACUUGUCAAGGAGCUUCAAGGAGAAAUUCUUCAACUGCGGAAACAGCUGAUUCAUUCAAAAUCGAAUAACAACCCUUUGCAAUGGCAAAACCCGACCGUAUUGGUUUUACAAGCCAAACUAAAGCAGGCUGCCCGUUACAUCAGUCAGCUGUCCCGCGACAAACAGCAGUUGAUCGAGAUCGGCAACAGACUCCGCGCAGAGCUGGUUAAACCUGGAUUACCAGCUUGCCGCCCCUCUGUCACAGUGAGCCUUUCAGACCUACCUUCUCAGUCACCAAGAGAGCUGGCAGAGGAAGCACAGAAUCGGCUGUCUGCUUUGGAACGUUUGCAGUACCAACUCACUACCCAGGAAUUGCAAUAUGCACAGCUGAAACAUUUUAAACAAGUUCCCAUGCAGCAGAUUUCAUCAGGGAGUGAAAACGGCCAGAAUACUGAUAACGGGAAAACCCCAACAGGAGAACACAUCACAGAUAAGGACCAUGCAGUGGCCGCCGUGAAAACUGGACUCAACAAAACUAAGGAAUGUGAAUUCUUAGAAACUGGUCAAUCACAUCCAUUCAGACCAGAAUCCAGCCAGUCACUGCCCAUGAUGCAUAGUCCACCCACUCAGUCUGAGCAUCUCAUGUCAUCCUGUGGAGCAGACAGUUCUAUUCUAGGGAUCUGGAAGAUGUUGGAGACGGGACCCAGUCCUCCUCUAUCCACUCCACACAGCAACACUGAGCCAGAUGUCAAUGAUGCCGGUGGCGUAAAUCCUGGCAAAAAACAUGGGAUCAGUGCUGUCAAUACAGGAUAAUGUUGCCAUGAACAAAAUUGGAAUGGACUCAAGGUUCACCCUACAGGGAGCUAAAGCUGGCAUACAGAGCAAGACAAAAACCUAUCAUCCCACGGGUCAAGUAACAAAACUGAAACAUUCAACAAAAACUGCAAAGAUUAGAAACUAUAAUCUCCAUGACUAAAAACUGUGUGAAACUAAAACCUGAAGCAAACAAUAUAAGAUUUCUAACUAACAGAAUGGAUAGUUUUCCCAUGCUGAACAUUUUAUAAUGUUUCCAGCAUCAGUAACUGAGGAUGUGUGUUUAGAAAGACAGUUUUAGAGGUGAGGCACAUGCUGAAUGAAUCAGUGAGAACAAGCACAUCGAGAUUGCAAAAAUAUCAGCCCACCACAAACAUGAUGUAUUUCUGAACAGAGAAGGAUUCUCACAAAAUUGUGCAGUUACUCAGCAGCUCUGGAGAGAAGGAAUAGGUGAAGUUUUGGGUCAAAACCCUUCUUCAGAAUGAGAGAGUCUGAAGUCUGAAGAAGGGUUCCGAACCGAAACGUCGCCUUUUCCUUUUCCCCAGAGAUGCUGCCUGACCCACUGAGUUACUUCAGUAUUUUGUGUCUAUUUUCGGUGUAAACCAGCAUCUGCAGUUCCUUCCUAAACAUUAAAAAAUUCUCACUGCUUUCCUUUGUGCAGAAAAAAAGUCUCUAAUUAUAAUUAUAUUGGUAUUUAUAUUACCUGUAGGACAGCUAAUCACCCUGAGCCUCUUUGUAAGGAUGAGGAGCUCAGUCGAUGAGAGUAUUCUAGGCCACGUCUGUGGGAAGAGAAACGGUUUAACAUUGCAGUUUGCAGACCCUUCAUUAGAACUGACAAAAUGGGACAACAAAUGAAUUUUACGGUGCAGAGCGGUUGGGCAAAGGACGGAAAGGACCAAGGAAAUAUCUGACAGAGAAACGCAGUACCGAAACAGGCCGUUCGGCCCAACUCGUCCAUAGCAACCAAGAUGCCCCAUUUACGUUAGUCCCAUUUGCAUGCAUUUCCUAUCCAUGUACCUGAAUAAUGUAUUUUAUAUGUUGUAAUUGUACCUGCCUCAACUACCUCUUCAACAGGUCGUCCCACAUACCCACCACCCUCUGUGUGGGAAAGCUGCUCGUUGCGUUGUAUUAAACCUUCCCCUCACCUUAAACCUGUGCCCUAUAGGUCUUGAUUUCCCCAACCCUGGGAAAAACAACUGUUUAUUCACCCUAUUCACCCUCAUUAUUUUAUACACCACUAUAAGAUCAUCCCUCAGCCUCCUGCACUCAAAGGAAUAAAGUCCCAGCCAGCCCAACCUCUCCCUACAGUUCAGGCCCUUAGGUUCCGACAACUACCUCAUAAAUUGUCUCUGCACUCUUUCCAGCUUAAUGGUAUCCUUCCUGCAACAGGGUGACCAAAUCCAAACUCCACGUGUGGCCUCACCAACUGACUGGGUGGUCAAUGCAAUGCCAAUGUUGAUCUGUUAACUAGACUGUGUAGGGAUCAUUUGAGCAAGCUUGGCCUCUGGCUAUCAGAAGUGUUCCCCUUAUCCUACCCAUCUCCCUCUCUCUCUCUCUCUCUCUCUCUCGGCCCCACCUUCUCUGUGUUGCCAUUUACAGAGAAGCGGCUUUGAAUUGUAAUGUUAGCCUGUUUUCUUUUUCCAGACAUGCCACCUGACCUGCUGCAUGUUUCCAGCAGUUUCUCUUUUACGAUAUUCUCACGGUUUAAAAACCCUUAAAAAAUGUUCCAAAUUGUUGAAACUAGGUGUGUACUCGUGUGGGCUUUUAUAAUUCAACUAAGCAUGAUAAUGUCGAUAAACUGCUCAAUCUAACAGAAAAUAGGCACAAGUAACUGCAGCUGCUGGAAUCUAACAUAGAAUACAAAUUGCUGGAGUAACUCAGCGGAUCAGACAGAAUCCUUGAGGACAUGGAAGGGCGAUGUUUCGGAUCGGGACUCUUCUUCAAUCUGCUGUUCAGUCUGACAGAAAUAAUUGUUUGUGAAUUGUACUUCCCUUUGAUAAAUAUUUCAAAGAAAUGGACCUUGAGAUUUAUAUAUUAAAGUGUUAAUAUUUCAGAAUGUACUUUAAUUUUGUUCAUGCUAAAUCUUUGAGAUGUGUAGACUAAAGUGU